CUCAAUUGCUUCUCCAUCUCCCUCCCGCCGCUGGUUGUGCCGCCACUCUGCACCAGAAUCACGCAACCAAACCAGGCCCCAAGCCCAAGUCUAAAUGCGCCGCUUUGCGCGCCCGAGUCCGAGUCGAGCCUCCGCCCAUCCCCACAAGAGCUUGGGCGCAUGUGCCGUCGAGUCGUAGUCAAGUGAGACCUGCACCCCUGCGCCGGUGGACGCGGACGUGACCACGGCCAUGGCCUCGCAGACCAACGACGCCGAUGCGGCAGCCUCUGUGGCAUUGCCCAAGAAGACGCUGUCGAGGGCUGACCUGCACCAGCGCCGCCAGUCGACUGACCGGAUUAAUGACAUUCUUGAGACAGCUUUGCAACGGGCGGAAACCAUGGAUCCCGCGUCUUUGAGCCUCCUCCAGAAAAGCUCCUCCCGCAGUGCCAGCGCCGACAAUGGCGCCUCGGCAGCGAUGGGAAGAGGCAUCUCGGGCUACCAGACGCUUCCGACGAGCGAUGAAAGCGACACCUCGCGCCCGAGAAAAGUUUCAUACAGCGAUACGACGAAGAAGAAUGAGGACCACCCCAGAGACCAAAGCCAUUAUUUGAGGCGGCGCAACGGGGCCGCCAGCUCGGAAGAUGCAGACGCGCCCGCAAAGGCCAAGUCAUCGAAGCCAUCGUGGACGAAGGAGACGUUUCGCAAGUUCCAAUCCCUCGAAUUGGAGAACAAAGGAAGUGUCGCAAGAGACCAUCUCGCGCUCGAGCGCACCUUUCUAGCAUGGCUACGAACCUCUUUAGCCUUUGCAUCUAUUGGCGUCGCCGUGACGCAGCUGUUUCGCCUCAACACCGACUCUGCCUCUGCGAACAGGGUCGAUUUCGACCACACAAAACUGCAAAAGAUGGGCCGGCCAUUGGGUGCGACAUUCCUCGGGAUCAGCAUCGUGACGCUGCUGCUGGGCUGCAAACGCUACUUUCACGCACAGGAAUGGAUCCUCAAGGGCAAGUUUCCGGCCAGUCGCGGGACCAUCCUCGUCAUGUCAUUUGUGGCGCUGGCCCUCAUGAUUUUGUCACUGGUGGUUGUCAUUGUCAUACAACCUUCGUAAUGUGGUGCUGGGUGAUUGGAGGAGAGCAUCUUUUUCUUAUCAUCAUCACUUUUGAAGAAUUAUGCAAAGCAGCUACAUGCUUUUGGGACAGCAUUGGGAUUGGCGUAGAGAUAUUUGGGUUUUGGAUUUUGGAUUUGUUACUCUUUGGUGUAGAGAAAUAUGGUGUAUCAGGCGCAUGUCUGCAUGUGGAUCAAAGCAAAUCUCAUCAAUUAAUACCUAUUUGGCAAUUCGGCGCCUUGAAAAGAAAGAAUUGGACAUGUAUAGAACAGAUCACUCUUACCAAUUGACUCGUUUUACUUGUGCACUCGUCUGCCAUACAUGUGAAAAUGUGCUGUGCCG
Molecule: messenger RNA, 1423 nt
Organism: Trichoderma atroviride IMI 206040
Lineage: Eukaryota; Fungi; Ascomycota; Sordariomycetes; Hypocreales; Hypocreaceae
Source: RefSeq, a predicted model, not a curated record